Alligator mississippiensis (American alligator) is the source of this 2794-nucleotide messenger RNA. It is a transcript of the gene HMCES, whose product is annotated as 5-hydroxymethylcytosine binding, ES cell specific. Gene Ontology annotation, biological process: DNA damage response. NCBI's taxonomy places the organism in Eukaryota, Metazoa, Chordata, Crocodylia, Alligatoridae. The transcript is spliced from 6 exons. Gene Ontology annotation, molecular function: single-stranded DNA binding. The coding region runs from base 59 to 1072 and encodes 337 amino acids. The record is from RefSeq and is a predicted model, not a curated record.
GGCCGGGCCGGGCCGGGCCGGGCCGGGCGGGCAGCGGGGCGCUGUGCGGGUCGCUGCCAUGUGCGGGCGCGUGGCCUGCAGCCUGGCGGCCGACAACCUGCGCCGGGCCUGCGCCUACCGGGACGGGCGCGGCCGCCGCCGCCUGCCCGAGUGGAGGGAGCCGCAGCGCUACCGGCCCGCCUACAACCGCGGGCCCCAGGCCUACGGGCCCGUGCUGCUGGCCCGCCGCCACCUGCACCAGGAUGCUGACCCUUCAGAGCGUGUCCUGGUGCCUAUGCGCUGGGGACUGGUCCCGGCCUGGUUUAAAGAAGAUAAUCCUUCCAAGAUGCAGUACAGCACCUUCAACUGUCGCAGUGACACCAUGAUGGAGAAACUCUCUUACAGGGGCCCUCUUGUCAAGGGCAGGCGCUGCGUCGUGCUGGCGGAUGGAUUCUAUGAGUGGCAGCAACGCAAUGGAGAGAAGCAGCCCUAUUUCAUUUACUUCCCACAGACUAAGCAAGAAAUGUCAGACAUGAAGGAGGAAGAGGGCAAUGAGGAGGAGGAAUGGAAAGGCAAGAAGUUACUCACCAUGGCUGGGAUUUUUGAUUGCUGGCAGCCUCCCAAUGGAGGGGAUCCCUUGUACACCUACACCAUCAUUACAGUGAAUGCUUCCAAAGCCAUAAGCUUCAUCCAUAACAGGAUGCCAGCUAUCCUAGAUGGGGAUGAGGCCAUCAGGAAAUGGCUGGAUUUUGCAGAGGUGCCAACCCAGGAAGCAGUUAAGCUUAUACAGCCCACGGAGCACAUCACUUUCUACCCAGUGUCCACCCUGGUGAGCAACUCCCGGAACGACACACCAGAAUGCCUCACUCCCAUUGAGCUAGGACUCAAGCAGGAGACCAAAGCCAGCGCCAGCAGUAAAAUGAUGCUGGAUUGGUUAAAAAACAAAUCUCCCAAGAAACAGGAAGACGACCUGCCCAGGUGGUCCAGUCAGUUCAUCCAAGCUGCUACACCCAAAAGAACCAGUGCAAAUGUAAUGCACCAGUGGCUGAAGAAAGAGGAAGGAGAAUCUCCUGCUAAGAGGCCCAAGAUAUAGGAGCCAGUCUGGCCAUUUGGAGGUCAUUCCCUGUUUCCAGUUCCUAAGGAGAUGCGACACGUUAUCUUGUUAGGCCCUGCAGAUUGGUGCUGAGAUUCCCAUGACUUUGCUGCAUGGAGCAUUUCAAUUUGAUCCCUUGUAUUGAUUUGAUGGUGUAGCUCAGUGUUCCCAUUGUCCUGUAUGUUUCCUGACUCAGGAGGGUGGUGUUGACUUUGUCUUCCACUAGGCAGGCACGGUCACUUCCAACAGCUGUUCACCCCCCCCCCCCCGCAUUGCUGGCAGUGCCUUUGCCAUGGGAACACCUAUAUACCAAAUACGUAUGUGAUGGUGAGAGAGGCACUUGACCCUCUGGACAGGGACCAGUGACUAUGGAAUAUCUGAAGGUUAAUUUCUCUCCUGCCCUGGUAUUCCGCAGAUUCUCCUUUCUAUGGUGCCAGCUGGCAGCUAUCUUCUUUACAGUGUCUCCUUGACGCUGCUGAUGCUGGAAGACAUUUGCAGCUGGGAAUUUAACCAAAGGGCCAACAGCAAGUUAAUGUUUCAGUGAGACAUUCCCCAUCCUUCUCGCCUCCCCUUUGUCCAAGGCCAGGAAAUUCUGUGCUAACUCUCUCUUGCUUUGCCUUACAGCAUUCAGAAAUGCCAUAGCACUAUGGCAGGGGGAUUCUUGGGCUAUAUGUGGAGAAGAGGAAGGUUGUAUAAAUAGAUAUUAAGGGAACAGGGUCCUAUUAAAACUCAGGAAGCUUUCUGUUGUGGAACUGAGGAGGAUUAGAGAGAGAGUGAGUGAGUGAGUGUGUGUGUGGUGACAUACACAAAGUGAUCCUCAUUAACUCAGUUUUGCUGGCAAACGUUAAAAAAAGUGCCUUUACCUUAAAUUGUUUUUAUGACUCAUUGCCUGUCCCAUUUCUGACAAGCUGACCUGCCUUCAAGGAGCCUGUGUGCUAAGCCUCAGGGGCUUUUCUCACUGGCAUUAUAAUAUUUUGUGCCAGUUUCUUAGACUGUCUCUCUGUCAGAUUUUUUAGAGCUACAUGAGAUUUUUCCCCCUCAGAUUUUCUACUGCUGCCGCUCUCUGCAGCAUCAGCAGGAGAAGUUCUAAUUUCAGUGAGGAGUCAGCAUUUUAACCACUGUUAACCCUGCUCUAAGCAGGGUUAGAUAAAACAUUGGAAAAAAUGGGGCAUUGGAUAUUGCCUGCAUGAUGGCCCUUACCGCCAGUAACAGCCAGAUGUGGUGAAUUUGAGGAGAAAAGAUUUUCAGAAGGGCUGAGCAUAUCGGCUGAGCAUAUCUUAGCAGGGUUCCAGAAAGUGAUGACUGGGUUUUAUCCAUCUCCUUGGGCAGUCAUGAGUCUUCAUCUCAUAGCCUUUAUUUUUUUCUUUGGGGUGGGGUACGGGUCUUGGUCAUGUUGUUUGUGGCGCUGUUUUGUUAGUGCGGUUUUAAGAUUUAGAGUGUGUUUCUGAACUCUCCAUUCAGAGAGCUAACAAUUACUCUUUUGAGUAAGAUGGUGAGUUAGCUUUGAGCUGUACCUGAUUAGGAAAGUGCAUGCCAUUACAGUCCAGAUCACUAGAGUACCACUAAAGUAACUUGCAUUUUUUUGUCUUUGUCUGAUUGGACACCAUUGGAGUCAGAAGUGAAAGCAAAGACCUUAGCGUGCGGGGGCUGCUCUGUAAAGCUUUGCUUGUUUGCUUCUGACACAAUAGUUUGUAGAAAAUAAAGCAAUGGAUUUGUCUGUGA